AUGCUUCGUUUAGGAAGAAUUCCAAUUGUAGGAAUUAAGCCAUUAAAUUCAGUUGUAAAUUCAACGAGAAUAUUAAGAUUUCCAACAAUAACAAGAUCGAUCAGUCGAUCAUGCAGAAGACUUGCAACUGCACCAGUACAACAGCAAAUCAAAACUGUUAAACCAGAGACAGGCAUCAAAAAAUUAAUGAAAAAGUAUGGUUAUUCUGCCUUAGUUGUUUAUAUUGGUGUCACUUUCAUCAGUUUGCCAUUAUGCUUCUUCACUGUCCAUUCAAUGGGGGCUGAAAAGAUCAGUAUAUAUAUGAACAGGGGUAAACAAUUAUUUGGGUAUGGAGAGUCAAGUGAUGAAGCAGUAAUCGAAAAAUUGAAACAAAAGAAGUUAGAAUUGGAGAAGCAAAGAGAAAGUGGAACACAUACUAAAUGGAGUGAAUUUAAACAAAGCACUUUACUAGCUGAGUUUCUAAUUGCAUAUGGUUUACACAAAAGUUUGGUAUUUGUUAGAAUACCUGUAACUGCUGCCGUAACACCCACAAUGGCUAGACUAUUUCAGCGUUGGGGGUUCAAGAGACUGGUUGGUGGAGCAAAUAUGAUGAACAAUGGCAGGAUCAUUCCUAAAGUUGGCCCUAAUGGCGAGCUACCAAGACAAAAUCCCUCUAAGUCAAGGAAAUGGUUUAAUGGUUUGAUGUGA
Maudiozyma saulgeensis is the source of this 687-nucleotide messenger RNA. The record is from the annotation of a GenBank genome assembly. Lineage: Eukaryota; Fungi; Ascomycota; Saccharomycetes; Saccharomycetales; Saccharomycetaceae.